Messenger RNA from Acinonyx jubatus (cheetah), 9664 nucleotides. It is a transcript of the gene GIN1, whose product is annotated as gypsy retrotransposon integrase 1. Gene Ontology annotation, molecular function: nucleic acid binding. The transcript has 13 exons. The record is from RefSeq and is a predicted model, not a curated record. Gene Ontology annotation, biological process: DNA integration. The coding region runs from base 116 to 1798 and encodes 560 amino acids. Lineage: Eukaryota; Metazoa; Chordata; Mammalia; Carnivora; Felidae.
GCCCUCAUAAGCACACACCUCUUAAAGACACCGGUAGUUCCGCUUCCGGCAGCACCAGAUAAGUCGCGAGAGGAAGCUUAAAUCCUGUCGUUUGCUUUAGGACCACUUUCGGUUCAUGAUGGUCCGUAGUGGAAAAAAUGGUGACCUUCAUCUUAAGCAGAUUGCGUAUUAUAAACGAACUGGUGAAUAUCAUCCAACUACGCUACCAAGUGAGAGGAGUGGCAUAAGAAGAGCAGCAAAAAAAUUUAUCUUCAGAGAAAAAAAGCUGUUUUAUGUUGGAAAAGACAGAAAACAAAAUCGUUUGGUGAUUGUUUCAGAAGAAGAAAAAAAGAAAGUCUUAAGAGAAUGCCAUGAAAAUGACACUGGAGCUCAUCAUGGCAUAUCCAGGACCCUUACUCUAGUGGAAUCCAGUUAUUAUUGGACUUCUGUGACCAAUGAUGUCAAACAGUGGGAAAUUCAUCUAGGAAUUGUGGUAUUCUUACUGGUAUAUGCUUGUCAGCAUUGCCAAGUGGCAAAAAAUACAGUUAUUCUAGCACCUAAACAGCACUUUCUCAAGGUGGAGAAUCCAUGGAGUAUAGUUACUGUUGAUCUGAUGGGCCCAUUUCAUACAAGCAUCAGAAGUCACGUGUAUGCUAUAAUCAUGGCAGAUUUGUUCACAAAAUGGGUUGUGAUUUUGCCUCUCUGUGAUGUUUCACCAUCAGAAGUUUCUAAAGCUAUUAUCAAUAUAUUUUUCUUAUAUGGACCACCACAGAAAAUAAUAAUGGACCAAAGAGAGGAGUUCAUUCAUGAGAUCAAUGUUGAACUAUGUGGAUUGUUUGGCACAAAGCAAAUUGUAAUUUCUCACGCCUCCCAAGCUGUUAAUCGAACUGAAAGUACAUCUAGCACAAUCAAAGCAUUUCUUUGUAAACACUGUGCUGACCACCCAAACAACUGGGAUGAUCACCUAUCAGCCAUUUCAUUUGCCUUCAAUGUAACUCACUUGGAACCUACUAAAAAUACACCAUAUUUUCAAAUGUUUAAUCGAAAUCCUUAUAUGCCUGAGACUUCAGAUAUUCUUCAUGAAGUGGAUGGUGAUGAUACAAGUAUGUUUGCCAAAAUUCUAGGUGCAGUUAAAGAAGCUGAUAAAUUAUCAAAAUUGGAGAGUAAGACAGCAUCAGGACGACAGGUGGAGAACAACAAUUUUGAGGAACUGAAUAAAAGCAAAGUCAUUGUUAAAAAGAAACCAAAGCAGUUAAAUCCAUUUCAUCUAAAAGUAGGUCAUGAAGUUUUACGACAAAGGAAGAACUGGUGGAAGGAUGGUCGUUUCCAGUCUGAAUGGGUUGGUCCUUGUGUCAUAGACUAUAUUACCGAAAGUGGAUGUGCUGUUCUGAGAGACAACACUGGGACUAGACUUAAAAGACCUAUCAAAAUGUCCCACCUUAAGCCCUAUGUAAGAGAGUCCAGUGAACAAGACAGUCUUUAUCUCUUGCAAGGUUCGGUAGUGGCAGAUCAUGACUACAUCGGAUUGCCUGAAAUUCCAGUUGGAGCAUUCCAAGCAAAUAUUCUGGUAGAAGAUGCAACUAUUGGUGUAGUCGAUAAUGAGUUACUGACAUCAAGCAAAGAUGGUGAACUAUUAGAAUAUAGAAGUGCCAAAAUCUCUCCAUUGCUGGAAGAUCAUAGUACUCUUGAAAAGCAGACUUUCAGUCUGUUGGACUCUUCAAACCAAGUCCUUGAGUACUUAAAGACAAGCUGGUGUAGCCUCACCUGUGGAAUACCGCCACCACAGCAAGGGGAGAACAUAGCAAACCCAGCACCAUGAAGAGACUUGCUGUCAUGUCAUGUACAACCUUCCAUCUCCAAUUACGGUGGUCAAACCUAGUCAUACACUGCUAACAGGUACAAGUUUCUUUUUGUGGCAAUGGUACAAAAGUCCUAAAGUUAAUGGUGUUAGUUGCCUAACUGAAAAUAUUAAAAUCCACUGAAUUAUACACUUUAAAAGGGUGAUUUUAUGGUGUGAGAGUUACAUCUCAGUAAGAUUAUUAUAAAAAGAGUCUAAACCAAAACUUAAAAAAAAAAAAAAAAAAGCUAGCCACAUGGCCACACCUGUAAUACCUAAGGAUAGUUAAGUACAGUCCUUAUAUUCCUAGGAGGAGGAAAACUGAAAUAGUGGUGGCUAGCUAUAAUAGCUGCCUUGUUUACCUUUGUUUACAAAUUCUAUUAUAGGCCAUUUUGAAGACAGUUAUUUUUACUUCCUGAUAAAUAGCCAAUACAAGCUAGUCAUAUCAGCUGCUGAUUUUAUUGCUGAAAUCUCAGGAUUCUAAUGUAGUCUAAUUUCAAGUACAGAUUAUAAGUAAGCAAAUAUACACCAAAAAUAACAAAUUUUGUACGUGCACGGUCUCAUCUCUAAUGUUUGCAGGACUCUCCGUGAAAAUGGAGGUCCACAUACCAUAUGCCUAAAUAAUGAGAAGUUAUAAAUCACACUAACAAAUUGUUCCUACCUUGGCAAACAUGCCUUCUUAAGGUUCCCAGAAUUCUCAGACUCCUCGAGCCCGGCACUGAUGAGCAGCAAAGCAGGGCGAGCUGGACUCAGCUCUCUUGGUCCCAACGCCGUCCUGUCCCAAGGACAACCCACCCCCAGCUCCUGCAGGUGUGCUGCUUCAGCGGUCCAGACAUUUGGAAUGUGCUUCCCAGCUUCAUCCACUGUCCUGGGAUGGCCCAGGAAGGCCUUGGAAGAGGUUCUCCAGGUAAUUACUCUGGAAGCUGGAUUAAGAAUGGACAGAGAAAGGGCAAUGGAAGACUGGUUAUGAGGCUGUUGCAGUAAUUGAGGGCUUUGCCGUGGGCACUGAAUCCCUGCCAUGGUCGCCUUGGCCUGAAAUAGAAUCAGAUGCUACUUCUUGAUCGAAUGCUGCCUCCCACCCUGGCCCACAGAUUCCUUCCCUGACACAGUUGUAGACUCUUGCCUUAGGACCUGGGAAGCCAGCCAAGGGACUGCUCCUGGGAGCUUGUCCAUUUGGUGGUCAUUGUUCGAUGCUCAUUCAUCAGCUCCUGAAGAGUCCGGAUGGUCUUCAAGGCAACCUUGAACCUCAUGAUAACACAGAUAUUUAGCUGCUUUUCAUCAGAUUCUCAGUGCCCAGAACUACUGCACCCAGAUGGAACUUCUUGAGGGCAGGGAUCGUGUCGUAUUCACUAUUUGUUGUAAAGUCUUAACACAGCACCUGGCUGCCUGUUAUGGCCUAAUAAAUACACUAAACAGAAUGCUGUGGUCCAGUCUACUUAUUUAUGUUGUCAACCGGCACUUAAGCACCCUUAUAAUCUUAUAUUUCACUUGUACUACCUCUUUUUACUCCCCACACUGCUGAAGACGUUAAGAGACUCAAUAAAAAUGCUAAUUGGCUAAUCAUUUUUAUUAAAGAAAAUAAACAUAUGUUUCCUAGAACAUUUCUAUUCAGUGGUUCAUCCAGCAGGUACUGGAAGCUAGGUGCUCAUGAAGGUCCAGAGAUACUAAUUCUGAUAAAAAAUAGAUGCAGCGUCCAAAAUAAACAAACCGGGACACAUGUGAGUUUCAUUAACUAUUGGAAAUACUGCACAAUCAACUUUAAACUGGCUAUGAAUGACCCCAAUUACCAAUGACCUUAGAUUGGUAAGCACUCAAAAGUCUGCUAAAAGCCUUGACUGAUAGGUUGUUAACAGCAUAUUUUGUCACAUAUGAGAGUCCGUUUGGUUGGAAAUUUUCAAGAAGGAAAAAUAGUGUAAAUAGAACAUAUUAUUAAAAUGUAUAGGUUUGGUGAAUUUUCAAAACAGUAAAGGUAAUAUGUAAGGAAAUAUGUAAGAAGAAAUAUAUACACUGUGAGUACUGAGUCAAUGCAAAGGAGAACUACUUUGUGCAUGGCAAAAUUUUUAGAGAGGUUAUACUAUUUAAAAUUUCAUUUAAAAAUACCAUCACACACUUUUAAGAUUACCAACCCAAGACCUCAACAUUCUCAGGAUCUAGGUCUCCAGGUUAACUAGAAAUUGUAAAAUAGUUACAGAAAAACUGAGUUCAUGUCUCCUCUGUGAACAUUAGCUCAGUUAAUUGAUGUUUUUGCUUCCAGUGUCACCAUCUUUUUCAUUAUUAGGUGGUUAAAAGCUGUUCCCUUUAAGAUUAGAUGAUCAAGAUUCAAAGCAGUCUUUUAGGACUAGUGGUCUAGGUAUAUGGAUGGAGUCAAUAACAUGUUUCUCCACUCCCUGCCUGUCGCUACAUGAGAGUCAUAGAAUGUCAGAACAGUACUGGGUCAUCCCAGGUCGUUUUCUCACUUCACAGGAAAGGAACUGUGGGCUUGGGCCAGACUUUAGUUGUCAAUGUCAAGAUUGAUUAUUUUCUAAACCCCAAUUAAGAACUAUUUCAAAUCCUUAUUAAAGAAAUUACAUGAUAAAAUAUAUUUGGGUUCUAACUUAAACCUAACUUUUUCAAUCAUGGAGAAGUUAAAAAUUAAGAAUUCAGAUUUUUCUUAGCUUUCAUUUAAGAGGCGAUUCAGUAUAUGACUAAUGUUGCAGCCUUUCAGUUUUAAUUUGAAAAUUAAUACAAAUUUCUUACGCAUGACAUUUGGCAAGCCAUUCCCAACUCUGUCAGCUGCUCUAAAUUCAGAUGUCAAAUAAUAGGAUUAUUUCGGAGGAAUUCUUGCACUCAUUAUAAAGGUCAAUGUGCAGCCUCAUAUUCUAUAUAUUUAGAAAAAAGUUAACGACCUUCAGAAAAAAAUAAACAUUACUAUUAAAAUUAUAUCAAUAAAUCACUAAGAAUUAAUGAAUUAUACCUUUCCAAGAAAGAGAUUAAUGUAGUGAUCAAUGCUACUUUCAUAUGAAAUUAUUAAUAUGCAUUUAAAAGGGCAUUCAUUUAUCUGUGUACAGAAGAAAUGACAGAAUUAAGUAAAGUUAAGAAAAAAAACUAAUUUUAAACCCAGAGCUGUGACUUCAGUGUUACGUAAUUAAAAGAUUAGUUUUAGUGAAAUCACUAGAUGACUUCAACAAGAACAAAAUGUAAUGGCUGCUUUUUCUACACUUGGGAAUUCUCAUCUAGUGAGGAAAGGUGACUUAUUUUGGGCAGAGACUGUUACUCAUCAGAAGUGCCGGCCAUAGCGAUAAUUAACUGAAAACAGAUGAGAAAUGUUUAUAACCAAGUCAGAAAGAAAACAAGGAUUAAAUUACAGUGUUUCAUUUAAUGAGGAUGAAGUGAGGAAGAGAAUUUAGACAUAGGGGCCAAAAGCAUUAGCAGAAUUUCUUUUCUUUUUAAAAUUUAAUUGCAAAUGAGAUCUUCGACUUGGUCAGAAUGUUUGGAUGCUGACUGAGAAAGUAUGAUCAAAAGUAAUCUACACCAAGAGUUACUACAAGUGUAGAUGAGACGACGGGAUGAUUGGGAAAAAAACCUGUCAUCAUGCUUCCCUCCUGCAUGCCUGCCUUCCUAUCUCUCUCUCUCUCUCUCUCUCUCUCUCUCUCUCUCUCUCUCUCAUCUAUCUAUCUAUCUGUCUAUCUAUCUAUCAUUUUAUAUUAUUGUGAGGCAGAAUAACAAAGUGAUUAAAACCAAGACUUGAGCAAAUCUUGGUUCCUUCAGCUAUGGCACUUUAGGCACAUGACUUAACCUUUCUGUGGCUGUUUCUUCCUCUCUAAAAGGGUUUAUAAAUAGGGUUGUUAUGGGGAUUAAAUAAGUUAAUGCACCUAAAACACUUAGCCUGGCUCACAGUGAGGGCUAUGUAUAUGUUUGUCUUUAUUAGUCUCCUUCCCUCCAGGGAUGAAAUUUAAGCCAACUGAAUGCCUUAUUUUACCUGGUAAUUCUAUAAGAUGUGAACCUAGAAGUAAGCAUAUGACUGAAAUAUAGACUCUGAGUUGAUUAAGAAUCUGUGAAUACUUUGAUAAGCAUCACACACAUGCAGAUAUUAUUUUCCGUUCACAGGUAUACAAUAUAUGCUGAACCAGGCUUCCAUAUGCUAGCAAAUAGCAUUCCAAUCAAAUUUGCCACUGAGAAUAUAGUUUUAGAUUUAUUUUUCAGUGAGUGUGGUUUCCAGAAGGCCACUAGAAUAAAGACUAGGAUUUUGUUCCUAUCCUACGAAUAUUGUCUCAAUAUAAAUAUCAAAUUAACGGUAAAAAAACAAAUGAUGUUAGGUGUAAAAAAGAGUGUAUUUGCUUCUCAGUUUACCUAGUCGAAUAUUUCCACACUGUACAUCAUGUAUCACAGGAAAACGUCAAGGCAGGUCAAUGUAAGUGAUCAGAGAUUUGAGAGCCACACACUGCCAUUACGACAGAACACUGCCAAGUCAUUUUCUGAAUUUAUCAGAGUGCCAAAUUUUACAGCUUUCCUACACUUUCCAAGAAAAUUCUCUCAUGGGUGCUGCUUAAGUUAUAGUAAUUAACAUUUACUCCUAUUGCUUUGGUGUUUAAAAUUUUGAAAUCCUAAUCCGACAUGAUGUUAACGGUGGCAAUUAUAAUCAUAUGAAUUGUUAAUGUAUUACAACAUUUAUUUAAUACUUUGUGUGUGCCAGAAACUGUUCAAAGCCCUUUCCAUGCAUUACCUGGCAUACAUGGAAGUAUUAUUUGACCUUCACUAAAACCCUAUGAGGACUGUACUGUUAUCAUCCUCAUUUUUACAGAUGAGAAAACUAAAGCCCAGAGAAUUUCUUUUCUAAUUUUUCCUACGGACCACAUAAUAAGUGGUGUAGUUAGGAUUCAAAGCCAGGAAGUCAGGCUCCAGAGUCUGAAGUGAUCCACAGCAUACAACCUGCGUGGAAUGGUUUUCAGAUUUUAUUUUGGCCAAAUGCAGAACUGUUCUGGGGUGAGCUGAAUCGUGUGCGCGCAGCGCACGCAUGUGUGUGUUGUGUGCGUGCAUGUGUGUACGUUGUGUGGAGACUGCAGCUAUAGCUUCCUAUGUGAGGCACGUCCUUUCCAACAAUAGUUGCAAAACCUCUGUGCUAGUCUAGCUGCACCUGUCCGGGAAAUUUCCCUGUUUCUAAUGUUGUUCUCACAACUGUUGGGACAAGAGUUUUCAGAACAGACUCACCACAGGUCAUGAAGACAAGACUUAGAAAGAGGUGCUAUUUGUGGAUAUUUGUGCUCUUAGAGACACGCUGAAGACACAAUAAUUAACCAUCUUGUUCUCGGGAAUGCUAAAGGCUUCAUAGCAAAGAUGGAAAAUGUCAUUCUGGUUGUGCUCUUCAUGCAGCUGUGUCCAAUGAUGCUCAUCCCAUUAUGAGGUGGGGAUUCAAGUUUAAAGGCAGCUGCCAAGGUAUGGAACUAAGCGGAAUUCAGACAAAUCUAAAAGUCCACAAAAUGGUGUUUUUGAAACCAUGAGGUAGUUCUGGGCCUACCACACAUAGUCACAUCCAGAUUUUUGAGCCGAUCCAAUAAUUUCACCUGUGACCUCUCAAAUCAGCUGGAUGGGAUACAUUACUGUAUUGUAGUUCCAAAGUAUGGUCCAGUCAAUGAAAUCCAAAGUGCUGUGGCAUAAAAUGCUCCUGUAUUGGAUUGUGCUAGUGCCAUGAACUGUGGACAUUAGAAUAGAGUCCUGAGCGGAAGCCUCCAGCUUGUCAGCAGUGAUGGCCCAGAGCUCCAGGGAGGCAUAUCUGAACUGGGCGAACAAGUUAGCUCAGUGUUCUGAGCAAGACUGUAAUGAAGUGUAAAGAACUAGGAAGUGUGCAUUCUAGUUUUAAAUUCAGUUAUAAAGUCGAAGUUUUAAAUUCAGACUCUGUGACCUCACUGAAAUGGGUUAACUUCUCUAGGCUUCAGUUUCUUCAUUUAAAAAUUAAAAUAGGUCUCAAAGGCAUCUGAAAUGAGUAGGAGCUAUGACAUUAAGCAACACCAUAGCCUCGCAUUUUUGUUUGAGUAAUAAUCUCAUAUGAAAAACUACCUUCUUCUUUGAAGGUAAUAUAAUUCCUUACAGCAAAUUAGGCAUUUAGGGAGACAGUUAGUUCCUCCAGACUAUUAUAGGGUCCCCUUCUCAGCUUUGUCUGAAGUAAAGAAAAGGCUAUGAGAACAACAAUGGGAGAUUAUCCAUCAAAUUUAUCCCCCUUGCUCAUACCCUGGGAAAUAUACAUGAAUUAGACUACUAAUGUAUUUUAUCAGGGUGUUACAUGCUAAUAAUGCCUACUUUCUUUUUUUGCAAAUGGAAGUUUCCUGAGGAUAGGGCAUUCUCUGGCUUACACAAAGGAAUGAAACAUUUUCAAUUAAGGUUAGGUUUUAUAUUGUGCUGUAAACAGUGACAGAAGGGUGAAAAGAAAAAGACUUUCAGAAAUAGCUUACCUAAGUAUGAAUUUUGCUAUUUUACAUUUAACGUUUAAAAGGUUUUUCAAUCAGAGUAGUGAAAUAACACUAAAAUAAAUCAUUGCAGAAAGGAAACACAGGCACAUUUUCUUUCUAUAAUGAGGAUUUGUGCUGUAUGUUUCUAUGACUCAUCAUUUUAUUUAAUUCAGUGACGUUUACCCACAUAUUUUAAAUGAAAGGAAAUUUCCUGACCCAGAUCCUGCAGUAACAUUUUACUCCUGGACACUGCCAUUUUGACCACCCUAUAAGGUAUGAGAUCUGGCAAGUAAAUGUAUUUGGGGUAUUUUAAAUAUUUCUUUCUUAGAAAAGCUAACUAGGUUUUAGGAAUACAAUGCCUUAAGUCAAACUAUGAUUUUUACAUGCAUACUUAUGAUACCUAUAGGUAAAUUAUAAGAACCACAAUAUUAUUUCAAAUCCAAGGUAACAAAGAGAAGUCAUGGGAUAAAAUAUAUUGCAACUCUAACAUUUCGCACUUGAAUAGAAUUGUACUCUUGCCAAAGAAGCCCUUCUGCCUUUUAUAUUUUCAUGUCGUAUGGGUUACCAUUUGCUGUCCUUAAUAUAGAGGUUCAGAAAGACACUCAAGUCUGUCUAUGAAAUGGAUAGGGACGUGAUAAACUGCAGAUUUUCUAGGCACCACCCUUGGAAAUGUCAAUUCAGUUGUUCUUAGGUAGUAUUCAGGAGUCUAGAUUUUUCAUAAGCACCUUAGGUGAGGUGAUUCUACUGCAGUGGAGUCUAGGAAACCCUCUUGAGAAAUAGUUUCAUUAGAUAAAUUUAGGAGUUAGAGCAGGGCUGACUCUGUUUAAGUAUGAAGAUGUAAAAAACUGGGUCCCAGUACACCCCAUAGAAAGUAUUAGACCAGACCCAAUGGACAGUGCUUGAAACUUCUGUGCGAGCAAAAGGCACCACAUGCUAACUUUUUUUCAAUUAUAAAUAAAAAUCAGCUGGGUGUUGAAUAAUUUAUGGCUUACUGCAAAGCUGUAUUUGAAAACACCAAGCUGGCAGCCUGAGCCAUUCCAGCCCACGCAUGGACAGCUGCCAUGCACCCAUAUCUGUUACUUUUUUGGAGAUUAUCUCCACAUGCUGUAUUAUCUGGCUUUCCACAUUAGCAAGUAACAUGAAACACAAUCAAUAUGAAAGAGGCCACAAUACAAUUAAAGACAAAGAUGAGGCAUCCAUAGCUUGCUGGUACAGAAACCUGAAGGGAAUAAGGUAUUGUCCUCUAAUUAUGGAAGCCAUAACCAGAGGAAUCCUGGUUAGAAAUAAAGAUAAAUCUGAUCGUUUCUGAGUUGCUGGAGGUCCCCUCAGGAAAGAAAAAAAAAAAAAAACUAAACUGAAUUUUCAAUUAAGAUAGUAAUUCAUAAUGGAACUUAAGAAAUCAAAAUCAUAAAAAUGGUUAUAUUUU